This is a messenger RNA of Fusarium redolens, 1302 nucleotides long. RefSeq lists its product as uncharacterized. Gene Ontology annotation, molecular function: RNA binding. The transcript has 2 exons. NCBI's taxonomy places the organism in Eukaryota, Fungi, Ascomycota, Sordariomycetes, Hypocreales, Nectriaceae. Gene Ontology annotation, cellular component: small-subunit processome; nucleolus. The record is from RefSeq and is a predicted model, not a curated record. Bases 205 to 1167 code for a protein of 320 amino acids.
UAAACGUUGAUAGUGUUUUGCGAACUGAAGAAAUUCGAGAGCCAAUGCCUUUAGCGUUCUGAUUGGCCCGCAGUGUGGGUCAUGAUAUCCCCAUAAUCAGGUCGCCCCACCAGCCCAGACUUCACCUUUCCAUCGAAAAAAAUCUCGAGGCAACCCUCAACCUUUAGGUUCUCGUCAGGAGAGACUCAACACAACCACAACACGAUGCCUUCGACUCACAAGAAAGAGAAACCAUGGGACUUACCAGGGACAGACCAUUGGAAGGUCGAUGCUUUUACUCCCAAGGAUAAUGUUGGCGGCACAUUCCUCGAAGAGAGCAGCUUUGCUACUUUAUUUCCGAAAUACCGCGAAGUUUAUCUGAAGGAGGCAUGGCCUCUGGUUACCCGAGCCCUCGAAAAGCACGGAAUCGCUUGCACGCUCGAUUUGGUUGAAGGCUCUAUGACGGUAAAAACUACGAGAAAGACGUAUGAUCCCGCCGCCAUUCUCAACGCCCGCGACCUCAUCAAGCUCCUGGCUCGCUCCGUACCCGCACCUCAAGCUAUCAAGAUCCUCGAGGAUGGUAUCGCUUGCGAUGUGAUUAAGAUACGCAACUUGGUCGGUCCCAAAGAGGUCUUCGUCAAGAGAAGACAAAGAAUACUCGGACCCAACGGUUCAACUCUCAAGGCCCUCGAGCUACUCACUGAAACAUACAUCCUGGUUCAUGGAAACACGGUAUCCGCUAUGGGACCCUACAAGGGACUGAAGGAGAUGCGACGAGUUGUGGAGGACUGCAUGCAAAAUAUACACCCAAUCUACCACAUAAAAGAGCUUAUGAUUAAAAGGGAGCUUGCAAAGGAUCCCGAACUUGCCAACGAGAGCUGGGAUCGCUUCCUACCCAACUUCAAAAAGAGGACUCUCAGCCACCGACGUGUUCCCCACAAGGUCACCGACAAGACCAAGAAGACAUACACACCAUUCCCUCCCGCUCCCGAAAAGAGCAAGGUCGACAAGCAGAUCGAGACUGGCGAGUACUUCUUGGGCAAGGGCGACAAGAAGCGUGCUGUGCAGGAGGAGCGCAAGGAGAAGCAGAACAAGCGAAAGGAGGAGAAGGCGAAGGAGCGAGAGGCCGAGUUUGUUCCACCGGAAGAGGGUCGUCCCAAGAAGAAGCGCAAGAAGUCGGAAGAGUAAACAGAGAGAGCAUCAUAUUACGUGGAUGGGUAACUGGUGUGAGUUGUUUGAAUCUCAUGUACAAGCUCUCGAGGUGUAUGAUACCCUGAAAAAUCUCGGCGUUCGUUGUCUCUAUUUAAGGAUUAAUAGCUAAGA